AUGUCCGUCAACUCCAAAUGGCUGCAGGUCAUAGUGGAUGAAGACGAGCCGCGACCGCGUCUAAACACCGUCACCAGCUGCAUGACGCUGUGCGACAUUAAAUGCGACAAUUACGUGCGACUCAUUGCGGCAGAUAUCUCAUUAGACGAUGAACCGACAGCGACCUUGAAAAUCUUUCGUGGCACUACGCUGCAUACAGAAUUGAAGCUCAACGGCAUACCAGCUGCCAUACAAAGUCUCUACAACGAUGAAUCGGAGCCAAAAACGCCAAUCAUUGCAGUGGCCAUUGCUGAAUCAGUGCUAUUUUUCCGAAAUUUGAAACCUUAUUUCAAGUAUACAGUGCCUGGCUUAGAGGCAGAUGAAAUGGAAACAGAUCUCUGGCGUAAGCUGCCGACCGUACGCGUGGAACAACAGCCAGCCCUGGUGGAAAGCCUGAAGACCAUUGAACGUCCCAAAAUGUCGCGAAAGUCACAAAAGCUAAUACAACUGCCACUAGAGGAACAAAAUGACUUCAUUAUGAAGUAUGCAGAAGCAACGGUAAUGCGUCAUGCGAACAUAGUUGCCAUGGCAUGCCUGGAGCGAAUAUCCAGCGAUGCGAAUCCACCCUCACAUUUGGUCAUUGCCACCGAUAAUGGUGAUAUCCUGGUGCUGGAACCACAAAGUUUCGGUUUAAUCUAUCAGGCAAAGACUUGCGCCUAUGAGACGGCCCCAUCCAUGAUAGCUGUGCAUGGCACUUUUGAGACAGAUUUUCGCAUCGUGGUUGCUACACGCUAUGGCGGCGUUUACCUGCUGCGAAAAUCCAUCAAGGAGGGUCAAGAAAUAUUCAAAAUUUCACAACCAUUUACCGGUGUAAUGCUGUUGCCGGUGGAUCAAACGAUUACUGUGUGUGCAAUGGAUUGCCGACUCGUUUGCUAUUCGAAGAAGGGCAAGCAAUUGUAUGUGAAUAAACUUUCGGCACUACCGAUGUGUAUGAUUCCAAUUAGUUUGCCACAUUUGGGCAUCACACUUUGUUGUGUGGCACUCGAGGGUGGCUUGGUGCAACUGUACCUACAACGAUAUUUAGUUAAUGAGUUCCACAUGGUCUCUACAAUCGGUGCAAUGUGCUUCGGACGUACUGGACACGAAGAUUAUGUGUUGAAUAUGGUUAGCGUUGAAGGUGAAAUAUUUGUAAAAAUUUUGAGGCGGACUGCAGGUUUCGAUCCAAAUGAAUUGCUUGCGCUUAAAGGGAAUCUCGAGAAUAAAGUGAUGGUUGAAACGAUUUUGGAAAAAUCCAAGAAAAGCUCGAUAUUUGUUGAGCAGGCGGCUAGGGAAAAGCAAAAUGCCAAAGCAACCUACGGUGCCUUUCAAGCAGAGCUUUGGCGCUUACGCUACGUAGCCGCACGCGCUACCGUCGAUGCCAUCAACUCCUCUGAGUCCACCAUUUCUGGCGAUAUAACACAUGCGCCUGUCAAGCUAUCAGCAGAGGUGUGUGGCGUGGGUCCGGAGUUUCGUUUAUAUUUAACCAUACAGAAUAUGUCCAGCUACAAGAUGGCCUCCAAUCUGACGGUGUUGUUGCAUGCUGAUCGUCGUCACUAUACUAUAGCAAAGACAAUAGCAAAGCUACCCAGCAUUUUGCCUGGCGUGCCACUAAAAAUCGACUUUGAAAUCGUAGCAGUUUUGGAUCCAAGCGAUAAACUACCACCACCAACACUAACGCCAGACAACUCGCAAAUACGUGUAAUGUUGUUGAAAGCGCGCCAAACGAAACCGCUGAUCGCCGCUGUCAUCGCCAUGCCGCAAUCGGAAGCGGCCAUUUGA
Molecule: messenger RNA, 1797 nt
Organism: Rhagoletis zephyria (snowberry fruit fly)
Lineage: Eukaryota; Metazoa; Arthropoda; Insecta; Diptera; Tephritidae
Product: Bardet-Biedl syndrome 1 protein-like
Biological process (GO): non-motile cilium assembly; protein localization to cilium
Cellular component (GO): BBSome; centrosome; axoneme
Molecular function (GO): patched binding; smoothened binding
Source: RefSeq, a predicted model, not a curated record